UCGCGGGGAGCGUGUCCGGGAGCGCGCGUGGGAUUUCUCUCUCUGCUGGAGGAACAUCGCGUUGAGGAAUUCUCCACAGGGCUUUCACCUGAACACACACAGUGUAUGGGCAUGCAUGUGUAGAUGUGUGUGUUUAUUCUGUUGGAUAAGGGACACGUGAUGGAUCACACUGAUCACACAUUUCGGGAAUGAUGGAAAACCUGUUAGGAAUAUAAAGGGACUUUACAGCCCGGAGUGUGAGCAGGACAUCAUCCUCACAGCACACACAUGAAUUAAGCAGUGUGUAUGAGAGAGCUGAGACGACCAGAGCCUGGAGGUCGAACUCACAAUCAGGACAUAAUCACGCACAAGAAUGAAGAUUAAAUACACCAUCUCCUUGGUCUUCAUCGUGGCUGUGGUCAUCAUCGAGAAGGAGAGCAACAUCAUCUCCAAGGUCUCGGAUAAGCUCUCUCUGAAGCAGACACCUCAGACUCCACUCCAGACCAGCGGAUCGUCUUGGUCACCUCUCCGACAAAAUGGUACCAGUGCUCCGGUCCUGUCUGAGCUUGACUUCUCAUCCUAUCUGGAAGUAAAAUGGCAUCUGGAGAACAUCACCGAGUCCAGCAAAGGCGGGAAACACAUACUCCUCUUGGCCACAACGCGUACAGGUUCCUCGUUUGUGGGCGAGUUUUUUAACCAGCAUGGCGCCAACAUGUUCUACCUGUUUGAGCCUCUUUGGCACGUGGAGCGCAUGCUAACUCUGGAGGGCGGAGGGACCAAUGGUACAGCUUUGACAAAGGCUUAUCGUGACGUUCUCCGUCAGCUCUUCUUGUGUGACUUCACCCUGCUGGAGAGUUUCAUUGAGCCACCACCAAAGGACCAUAUCACGACAGGACUAUUUCGUCGCGAGUCCAGCCAGUCAUUGUGCAACGAUCCUGUCUGCACACCAUUUGUGAAGAAGGGCUAUGAGCCUUACCAUUGCCGUAACCGGCGCUGCGGUCCACUAAACCUCACAUUAGCAUCCCAGUCCUGCCUGGGGAAGGAGCACCAUGCCAUCAAGUCUGUACGAGUACGGCAACUGGAGACGCUACGAUCAUUAGCAGAAGAUCCACGACUGGAUUUGAAGGUUAUUCAGCUGGUCCGGGAUCCUCGAGCCAUGCUAGCAUCCCGCAUGGUGGCCUUCGCGAACAAGUAUGAACACUGGAAGAGGUGGACCAUGAGUGGAGACAUUCCCGAGGAUGACAACGAAGUGAGAAAGCUCAGAGGGAACUGUGAGAACAUCCGCAUGUCUGCCGAAGUGGGUCUCAAACAGCCCCCAUGGUUGCGUGGGCGAUACAUGCUAGUGCGCUACGAGGACAUUGCCAUGUUUCCGAUGCUUAAAGCAGCUGAGAUGUACCAGUUUACUGGCAUCCCGUUCACUGCCCAGGUGAAGGAGUGGAUCUUGAGGAACACACAAGCAUCCAAUAAGGCUAGUGGCGUCUACUCGACCCAGAAAAACUCAUCCCAGCAGGUGGAGAAAUGGAGGUUUAGUAUGCCAUUUAAGCUCGCACAGAUGGUUCAGAAAAUUUGUGGUCCCACCAUGAAUUUGUUUGGGUACACGUUCGCAGAAAGUGAAGAGAUGCUGAUGGACAAAUCGAUCAGUUUGAUCGAAGAUAGGACUUUCUUAUGACUAUAGAAUAUUUUUUUCACACAGAACUUAGACUUUUUUUAGGAACUUUUUUAUUUUAUUUAUUAUGGAGAUUUGUUCAGAAACAAGGACAAUAGCUUAAAGAUCAAAUGCAUAGCUAUAAACCGUAUCACAAACGUCAUGGAGACGUGUGGAGAAAAUAAUUUGUCUGAAAUGUUGAUUAUCAUGUUUCUACAACCUUUUACUGUUACGUUUUACUGUUAUGUUCAUCAGCUAAAUGAUGUAGCAUAGGGCAUCUUUUUUUAAGUUACAUAUUUAUCAUUUCUGCUUUUCAGCUGGUUCAGGUGUCAACUCUGUUAUAAAUGCUGCUUUCAUCCCAAAGAUGAACCGUAAGAUGCAAAAGCUUUUUUGUAAUACUAGGAAAUCCAUUGAAACAGUACUUGUUACCAAAAUCAAUCAAAAAUGCAAACACUCAUGUUGCCGUGUACAUGCAUGUGUAAGUAUAUGGUAAGAGCCAGGAUCUUGAGGGAUGUACUCCUUGAAGGAAAAAAAAAAGUCCAUCCUGAAUGACCGAUGUGAAAUUCUGAGCUCUUGGUUUAAACUUUGGUUAAACUUUGGCUUCUUAUAUUACCCACCAUUUCCUGCUGAUCCUGGUGCAGUGGGACAUUUUCAGUUGUUGGAAUGCGAACAAAAACAUUUCAUCAAGGUAACCAGGAACUAUUGAGCUCAGUAAAUAUCUAGGGUAGUACGUUUACCAAUUAAGGUUCAAAUUUCUUAACAAAUCCUAUAAAGUUCAGUAUUGAUGUCGCUCAACGUUCUCAGCGUAAAAACACCCUCAGCUGGACUCAGGGCACUUUCAGUUGAAAAUAGCUGAAGCUCGUCAAUGUCACUUCUCUUUCAACAACCAAUCAAAAUCAAGAAGGGGCAGGACUUAUGAUAUCAACACUGUCAACAAUGGUCUGAAAUCCAGACACAACUUUUGCGUCAGUCAGUGUUUCUGUUCCAGCUGCUGUCUUGCCUGGUAUAUCUCCUGAUUACCAUGAGUUGACCUAGUGGUUAGCAUGUCUGCCUCUUGACUGGGAGAUCGCAAGUUCUACUUGCGGUCGGGUCAUACCAAAGACCAUCAUAAAAAUGGUACCUACUGCCAUCUGGCAAAACACACUCCAAUACAGAUGCGAGUAGGGAAGUCAAACUCUCAUGGUUAUCAGAGGACUAGUCCCCCCACUGUAACUCUAGCUGUAUAGGCAAAAGUCAGAGGGCUAUGGAAACGGAGAUCGGUGCCACACCUAUGUGCCUCAAAGACCUGGUUAGUACUGGGACAGGAGACUGCCUGGGAAGACCAGAUCCUGGUGUGGAAGGGACUUUGACUUCUCCUGAUUCCCAUGCUGAGAGCUGCUGCCAAUUCCAGGAUGUGAUUUCUGUCAUUUUAGCUAAACUUUUGAAAGUAAAUAAAGACUUGAUGCUCACAGCGAGGGUGGCACAGUGGUGUAGUUGUUAGCACUAUCACCCCACAACAAGAAGGUUCUUGGUUUGAGCCCAGUGGCUGAUGGGGACCUUUCUGUGUGGAGUUUGCAUGUUCUCCCCGUGUCUGCAUGGGUUUCCUCCGGGUGCUCCGGUUUCCCCCACAGUCCAAAGACAUGCAGGUUAGGAUAAUUGGUGGCUCUAAAUUGAUCGUAGGUCUGAAUGUGAGUGUGAAUGGUUGUCUCUGUGUGUCAGCCCUGUGAUGAUCUGGUGACUUGUCCAGGGUGUACCCCACCUCUCACCCAUAGUCGGCUGGGAUAGACUCCAGCUUGCCCUCGACCCUGCACAGAAUAAGCACUUAUGGAUAAUGGAUAGAUGUUCACAAUGAAGGAAUGUGGAAAUGCUGGAUGCUGGUUUUGUAACCUAGCCACAUUAAGCGCUUGAGAGAACCACUGCCAGGGCAAAAAAUGCAUCUGGGGACGUCAUCGUCAUUGUCACUGCCAUAACCAAUCUGGGCUUGAGGUGAACCAACAUGGGCCCUAAAGCUGUCACUGUCAGAAAUAGGGGUACAGUAGGAGUCCAUUUCUGUCCCCCAAGGUACCAUUUAAACUAAUGUACCCCUGAGGGCUCAUUAUUGGACCUUCGGAUAACUAUGUGUACCUUUUUAGGGACAAAAAGUAUAUGUUCCCAAGCAGAAUCUAAAGUAGGUCUAUACAAAUCCAUACCUUAGAGGGAGUGCCCCAGUGACAGGCUGUUGUACCCCUAAAGGUAUAAUAACGUACUUUAUUUUCUGAGAGCACAGAUAAACUAGCGGAGUAAUAAACAGGUUCACAAAUUAGCUAGCAUACUCUAUCUACAGAUUCACAAGAACUUGAUUUUCUAGCUAUGUGACUAAUCAUCUUGUUCACUAACUUAAUGGGUUACUAGUUUCCUCAAUGUUGUUUUUGGAACCUUCUCCAAAUCUUUUGUAGUAUAAGUAGCUGAAUGUUGUGUUUGAGCACAUGCUAGAUCAAAGGAUAACAUGCCUGUUUCAUGCUUGAGGCUGCCAGUUAAAAAACAACAACAACAACAACAACAACAAUUUUCUUUAUUUUUUUCUACUUAUGGCUUGCUAAGCAUCUGUUUUUGGAGGGAAUUUGCAUUUGGUGUAUUUGUAAUGUGUGCGCGUGCGUUUUGGGAGCAUUCCUUCUGCAGCUGGCUUGCAGAAACACGUGACUCCAUCUCCAUAGGUUUUAGCUGUAAACGCCUUCUGUCAACACUUAUCAUUGAUGUUAAUGUGUGAUAACGUUAGCAUCCAAACCUCACAGUGUGUUUCCAGUUCCAUUUUUAAUACACACCAUGUUGACUUCCUUCAUCACUCUGAAGUGUGUAUGAACGAAGUCACACCUGUAGCCAUUUGCACCAAAAACGAGCGUCCAGCAAAAACCAAACUCAGCAAGCUAGCUUGUUUACUAUCUAGCACAAUAAUGCAAUAAGGCUGAGUAACUAGUGAGGGUACUGUGUGUACUAGCAAGCUACUGAGCUAAAUAACUAGCCCACAUUUAGCUUUCUGUUACAGAUAGAAAACUGGAGUUAUCAAACGUGUUAAUUAGCUGGUUGCUACAGUACUCUAGCUGCAGGUUUUAAGUGCCUGAUUUGCCAGCUAUAUUGCUAAACAUCUAGUUCUCUAACUAGGGUACUAAGUUUGAUCGCCUGCUAGCAUGCUAACUAGCUAGUAGAAUAUUAGCUGUCAAUUAGAGAUAGAGGAGUGAAUCAAUAAACCAUGCUCAUUCACUAUUGGCUACAGGUUCUUAAGUAGCUGAUCUACUAGCUGUCUUGCUAAACAUCUGGUUCACCAACUGAUGAAGUUUGCUAACAAGCUAUCUAGCUAGCAUAAUCUUAGCUGCCCAUCAGCAGAAGUUUGAAAUAAUAAAACAGGUUCACAAAUUACAUUAAAUAUUCAAGCUACAGGUUUUAAAUAGCUGAUUUGCUAGCUGUCUCAGUUAUCAUCCUUGUUCACAAACUAGCUAUGGUAUUAGCUAGUUUCCUAAUAAGCUAGCAUGGUAACUUGUAAGCACAUUUUAGCUGUCAAUUACAGAUAGAGAAGUAGAGUAAUAAACACUUCACUAAUUAGCUAGUGUAUUCUAGCUACAGGUUCUGACAAGUAUCUGUUAUGCUAGCUAUUAUGCUAAUCACCUUGUUAGGUUACUGGUAAGCUAGCUAGCGUCCUAAAAACAAUAAAGUCCAUCAUCUCUCAUGUCCAGAUAGUUAGUUAGUUAAUUAGUGAACUAGUUAAUGUGCUAAAUAGCUGAUUUAAGUAUAUGGUGUUGCUAAUAAGUUAGCUUUCUAUCUAGCUAGCAUAAAAAGUAGCUGGACUGCUAGCCGUAUUAAUAACUGUGUGGAUUAUUAACUAGCCACGGUGCAAAGUACAUGGUUUACGAAGGAGCUAGCCUACUUGCUAGCUAGCAUAUUUCACUAACUUCUCUAAGUAGAUCAGUUUCUAUUCCAUCAUCAGAGUUGAUGUUCAUCAGUUAAAAACAGUAUUGGAGUACAGUCCUGGUGGUUUUAUUUAAUGGUUUAAAAAAAAAAAAAACAUGCUGUUUCACAGAUUUCUUGCUAAAAAUGUCUUGCAUCAAAAUUGUGUCCUUGUUUCAUGAAUUGUUGUUGGGAUUUAUUUAUGUUGAUAUUUUGGAAAUAUAUAAAGCAAAAGACUAAAAUGGGGUCUUCUGUGUUCUUCUAUCCUUGUAGCCGUUGAGCUAAUAUGGCUAAUCUGACAGGACUUUGGGGAGAAUUUGUAGUCACAUUCAUAUUGUACAUACUUUUCACACUGCUAAUGCUAGCUAACUGACAAACCUCGUCUCAUCUCAUCUCAUUAUCUCUAGCCGCUUUAUCCUGUUCUACAGGGUCGCAGGCAAGCUGAAGCCUAUCCCAGCUGACUACGGGCGAAAGGCGGGGUACACCCUGGACAAGUCGCCAGGUCAUCACAGGGCUGAAACAUAGACACAGACAACCAUUCACACUCACACCUACGGUCAAUUUAGAGUCACCAGUUAACCUAACCUGCAUGUCUUUGGACUGUGGGGGAAACCGGAGCACCCGGAGGAAACCCACGCGGACACGGGGAGAACAUGCAAACUCCGCACAGAAAGGCCCUCGCCAGCCACAGGGCUCGAACUCGGACCUUCUUGCUGUGAGGCGACAGCGCUAACCACUACGCCACCGUGUCGCCCAACUGACAAACCUAAGCUAGAAUUCCAGAAAAAUAAAUAUUUCACUCAUACCUAUAAAUGUUCAUAACCUCCAGCUUGCCUGCGACCCUAUAGAACAGGAUAAAGCAGCUAGAGAUAAUGAGAUGAGAUGUUUAUGACAUUCACUGCUUAUGUUAGCCUGGAGGCUAACAUGGCUGUCCUGACAUACUUGCUGACAUGAUUUUAUAGUUCACAUUCAUAUGCUCUAUGUUCAUAAUUUUCACUGUGGAUGGUAGCUGUCUCAGUCCAAUGCUUGCCCACCUGUCUCAGUCCAAGACACUCCCACCUAUCUCCUUCCAAGAUAUACCCACCUGUCUCAGUCCAAGAUACACCCACCUGUCUCAGUCUAAGGCUUGCCAAACUGUCAUCUUCCAAGACACUCCCACCUGUCUCAGUCCAAGACACACCCACCUGCCUCAGUCCAAGAUAUACCCACCUGUCUCAGUCUAAGGCUUGCCAAACUGUCAUCUUCCAAGACACUCCCACCUGUCUCAGUCCAAGAUAUACCCACCUGUCUCAGUCUAAGGCUUGCUCACCUGUCUCCUUCCAAGACACUCCCACCUGUCUCAAUCCAAGACACACCUACCUGUCUCCUUCCAUGAUACUCCCACCUGUCACAGUUCAAGACACACCCACCUGCCUCAGUCCAAGAAACUCCCACCUGUCUCAGUCCAAGACACUCCCACCUGUCUCAGUCCAAGACACACCCACCUGUCUCAGCCCAAGACACUCCCACCUGUCUCAGUCUAAGCCUUGCCCACUUGUCUCAGUCCAAGACACUCCCACUGGUCUCACUCCAAGACACUCCCACCUGUCUCAGUCCAAGACACACCCACCUGUCUCAGUCCAAGACACACCCACUUGUCUCAGUCUAAGACUUGCCCACCUGUCUCAGUCCAAGACACAUCCACCUGUCUCAGUCCAAGACACACCCACCUGUCUCCUUCCAAGACACUCUCACCUGUCUCAGUAUAAGGCUUGUCCACCUGUCUCUGUCCAGGAUACACUCAUCUGUCUCAAUUAAUGACUUACCAACCUGUCUCCCACCAAGACCUGUCCACAUGGCUCAGUCCAAGGCAUGCCCACCUAUCUUGAUCCAAGACACACCCACCUGUCUGUUCCUGUGCCUACACUGUAGAUUACAGUGUGUAAUAAAAUGUGCACAGCAUGAUCAUGACUAAUGUACUCUUCCUUAAUUAGUUAUGAGACACGAGGCAGUUUUAUACGUCUGUGUGUAACGUCUACCCAGCUAUUUAAACCAGGAGGGAAUUAACUAUCUGUCAGUUUGGGGAUUUUUGCUAUUUCAAGUCUUUAGCUUAAUGACUAAGAGUUUAUUGGAGUCUUUGCCAUAAUGAGGGCUUCUCUGUCACCCAGUCUGUAUUUAUUUCCCUUUUUUCAUUAACAUGAAUCAUUUUCUAUAACCCAUAUCCUGAAGCAGCGUUAUUUAAGAAAUGUGUGGGGGGCAGGAAGCUGUAAAUGCUACACAGUGAGGCCACAAAGCAGCCACGCACUCACAGCAGGGCCUUUCAUUUUUAGCACUGUUGAUCAUUAUGUCUUUUUUUAAACAUUUUAAGGUUAAAUGAGCCUGUGUCAGGUCUUAAAGUGGAUUUUAGCAGGUGUUGAUCAGAUGCUAAAGAAGUGAAGCAGGGAAAUGGAUCAGCUUCACGUGACAGAGUGAAUCAGGGAGUUUCCUCCAUUUCAGUUGGAACUGUUAAUUAAGAUCCACAUUCAGAAUCAGAGGAAAUCCCAAAGUGGCACUGUCGCUGUUCCAAAACACUCAUAAUGGCUUUUUGUGCUUUGGAAAAGUUUUGUGGCUUCUCAGACAGAUGAUUCUUCAGCUGUUGGUCUCACAGUCUCCUCUAGAAACAUUUCAACACAAUUUAACACAAAAAUACUUAAAACUAAAUAUGCUGGAUAUAAAAUGCCAUAAUCUACUCUGCGAACUAUCGCCAGCUAACUAACAUGAACUAACCUGGCAAGAUGAGGAAGGUCUGAAAAUCACAUACUUGCAUUUAAUAUCGACAUUUAUGUAGUCACUGCCUAAAAGCAGAGCUCCUGAUGAUUCUAUGAGCAAAAUAUUUCCAAGAACACAAAAUCCCCCUGAAUAGAAUAAUAAUAUUGCAGCACCAUGAACGAACCAUCGAAUUGUGUCGUGUCAUGUUUUUCACCUCAGUAAAUCACUGCAUUGUCUUGUGACAGUGAGACCAAUAAUGAGAUUCACAUUGCAGUUAUGAUACAUAUUUAUUCCUUUCUUUGACGCCGCAUGCCAUGCGCCAGAAACAACAACAGCACAUUUAUUAUGGUGAGACUCUGCUGGGUGCCUGGGGGACAGCAGUGAACCAGCGCUUUCACUUUACACCACUACUGUAGAGUUACCAUCCAAUAUCACACUCCGUACAUCACACAGCUGUCUGGUUUCAUCUCUCACAUCCACAUACAGCACCAUUAGGACUAAUCCCCAUGCACCUGUUCCUGAUUAGAGCUCAAUCACAGCAAGACAUUUAUGUAAGGACUCUGAGUAACACACAGACUUUGUGAAAGCCUUGUAUUUUGUGUCACUUUUCUGGUUUUGACCCUGUUUGUGUGUUUGGACUGUGAGUAUUGUAUUCCUCUGAUAUCCUGUCUGGGCCUCACUCCACCACUGCCUGGUUUUCCACUCAUUUUGGAUCUGUUUGCUCACGUGUUUUCAAUAAAACUCUUCCUGCACUUACAUCCAUCUAUCACCCUUACACGACACAAACUGUCAACUGUCCAACAAGUGAGUGGACUUGUAAAACUUUUAACUCAUUUUAUGUGAAACUUGUGUUGUGAAUAUUUUCUAUAAAAUGUGUGAGUAAAUAAUCCCACGUUAUUUUUUAAAAAAGCAAAUAAAAAAAUAAACAUUGGAUAAAAACCCAUCUAUCUUAUGGAAAUAAAGAGACAAAUAUCAUUG
Molecule: messenger RNA, 9226 nt
Organism: Neoarius graeffei (lesser salmon catfish)
Lineage: Eukaryota; Metazoa; Chordata; Actinopteri; Siluriformes; Ariidae
Product: carbohydrate sulfotransferase 3-like
Exons: 3
Coding region: 353-1648 (431 amino acids)
Biological process (GO): carbohydrate metabolic process; N-acetylglucosamine metabolic process
Cellular component (GO): Golgi membrane
Molecular function (GO): chondroitin 6-sulfotransferase activity; N-acetylglucosamine 6-O-sulfotransferase activity
Source: RefSeq, a predicted model, not a curated record